Nycticebus coucang (slow loris) is the source of this 6688-nucleotide messenger RNA. RefSeq names its product MIA SH3 domain containing (gene MIA). Lineage: Eukaryota; Metazoa; Chordata; Mammalia; Primates; Lorisidae. The record is from RefSeq and is a predicted model, not a curated record. The transcript is spliced from 4 exons. Gene Ontology annotation, biological process: extracellular matrix organization. Bases 6221 to 6619 code for a protein of 132 amino acids. Gene Ontology annotation, molecular function: protein binding.
UACAGAAGGCUCAGUGCCUGUGGCUUAAGCGGCUAAGGCACCAGCCACAUACACCUGAGCUGGCUGGUUCGAAUCCAGCCCGGGCCCGGCAAACAAUGACAGCUGCAACCAAAAAAAUAGGCGGGCAUUGUGGCGGGCGCCUCUGGUCCCAGCUAUUUGGGAGGCUGAGGCAAGAGAAUCGCUUAAGCCCAGGACUUGGAGGUUGCUGUGAGCUGUGAUAUCACAGCACUCUACCCAGGGCGACAGCUUGAAGCUUUGUCUCAAAAAUAAAUAAAUAAAAAUAAAGCUGAUUUAUAAAAUAAAAUAAAUGCAGUAAAACAUAAUAUCUGGGUAUUGUUUCCUGUCAAGGUUCUAAGCCCAAUCCUGUCCCGUCUUCUCUCCCUGUUAAAAGAGGCAUAUCAGUGUUAGGAGUGAUGGAGACAAAGAGCACCCAGUGCAGACUUGCUCCUUCUGUGGUCUGAAAGUUUGGAAGGACCAGGGAUUGCCAUCUUUACUAAGUGACACUGUUAAUUGCAGACAGGCAAAUGGAAAUGGCAACCAUAUGCCUAGUAGCUAUUAUGUACCUUUGUUUUGUGGUCAGCUACUCAUGGUUUCUACUCUGGGGACUCUUUAGCAAUUAAUAUUCCUCCUGUGGGUUUCCUUUCCUUUAUGAAGAGGAAUCCUAUAUUAAUACCAUGAUGUGUUAGUGCUCAGCACCCCUGACCUCAAACGCACACACCACCAGGCACUUAGUAAGCACUCCCAUAUUUGCUGAGUACCUAUCGUGCUAAAUGUGUGUGUCCAACCAUUUCUUCCCUAAAUUAUGUUUGGACUUGACAGCUUAGAGCUCAGGUUGCCUGGGAGAGAAGUAGAUGUUCUGGAGAAUGAUCCUGGGCAGUGAUCUCUAAAGCAGUUUGGAAGUGAGACCUGAGUUCAUAUCCUCCCCACUUUGUUAUUCUGACCUUGGACAGUGACUCAACUUCAGGCCUCAAGUUUUCUCUUCUUCAAUAUGGAGAAUGAAAGCUGAAGGGGAAGUAUUGCAGAGCAUGGCCAGCAAAGUCCAGAGUUGAAGUGAUUGUUUGGCUAAGUCCCAAAUGACCUAUAUCAGCCUACCAUGUGAAGAUCUGGAAGAAGUGCAAAAAUCUGGGGGUGGGAGUAAGCUCAUUGAGAGAAGGGAAAACUCCAAGGGGUUCCAUUUACAUCGUGUUCAAUAGAAUUGUGCUUCUUAGUGCUUCUCCCUGUGGCUGGAAUGCAGAGGGAGACAGGGAUACAAUGUGGGCUGGGGCAGUUGCCUUGGCUGCCUUGUGAGUCUGUGUGAGGUUUAGAUGUGGUACGCAGCCUCUAAGAAGGUUCCUGGUAUUCCCAGUCUUGUGAAAUCUCCUUUCCUUGAGCGUGAACUGGGUCUAGUGACCUACUUUGGAUGAAUACAGCAAAAUGGUGGGAUGUAACUUCCAAAAUAAGAUUACAAAAUUAGCCAGGCAUGGUGGUGUGUUACUGUGGUCUCAGCUGCUUGGGAGGUUAAGGCAAGAGGAUCUGAUUUCUGUUACUGCACUCUAGCCUGGGUGACAAAGCAGGUUCAAACCAGCUUGAGCAAGAACGAGACCCUAUGUCUAAAAAUAGCCAAGUGUUGUGGUGGACGCCUGUAGUAGCUGCUUGGGAGACUAAGACAAGAGAAUCAUUUGGGCCGCACCUGUGGCUCAACGAGUAGGGUGCCAGCCCCAUAUACCCGAGGUGGUGGGUUCAAACCUGGCCCAGGCCAAAAAAUACAAGAAAAAAGAAAAGAGAGCCAUUGCAGUACAUUGAGCUCCAUAGAGACAGCGCUGGGGCAAGUGAGAGCCGGACGGGCACUGGGCGACUGUGCCUCGCUGAGGAAAAAUAAUUAAACAUGGGCAAAGGAGAUCCUAAGAAGCCGAGAGGCAAAAUGUCAUCAUAUGAAUUCUUUGUGCAAACUUGUCGGGAGGAGCGUAAGAAGAAGCACCCAGAUGCUUCAGUCAACUUCUCAGAGUUUUCUAAGAAGUGCUAGAGAGGGGGAAGAGCACGUCUGCUAAAGAGAAAGGAAAAUUUGAAGAUACGGCAAAGGUGGACAAGGCCCGUUAUGAAAGAGAAAUGAAAACCUGUAUCCCUCCUAAAGGGGAAACAAAAAAGAAGUUUAAGGAUCCCAAUGCACCCAAGAGGCCUCCUUGGGCCUUUUUCUUGUUCUGUCCUGAGUAUCGCCCAAAAAUCAAAGGAGAACAUCCUGGCCUAUCCAUUGGUGAUGUUGCAAAGAAGCUGGGGGAGAUGUGGAAUAACACUGCUGCGGAUGACAAGCAGCCUGAUGAAAAGAAGGCCGCAAAGCUGAAGGAAAAAUACGAAAAGGAUAUUGCUGCAUACCGAGCUAAAGGAAAGCCUGAUGCAGCGAAAAAGGGAGUCGUCAAAGCUGAAAAAAGCAAGAAAAAGAAGAGGAGGAAGAUGAAGAAGAUGAAGAUGAAGAAGAUGAUGAUGAAUAAGUUGGUUCUAGCACAGUUUUUUUCUUGUCUAUAAGUAUUUAAUCCCCCUGUACACAACUCACUCCUUUUCAAGAAAAAAACUGAAAUGUAAGGCUGUGUAAGAUUUGUUUUUAAACUGUACAGUGUCUUUUUUUGUAUAGUUAACACACUACCGAAUGUGUCUUUAGAUAGCCCUGUCCUGGUGGUAUUUUCAAUAGCCACUAACCUUGGGCAGUCUGGGGGUUGUAAAUUGGCAUGGAAAUUUAAAGCAGGUUCUUGUUGGUACACAGCACAAAUUAGUUAUAUAUGGGGAUGGUGGUUUUUUCAUCUUCAGUUGUCUCUGAUGCAACUUAUACGAAAUAAUUGUUCUGUUAACUGAAUACCACUCUGUAAUUGCAAAAAAAAGUUGCAGCUAUUUUGUUGACAUUCUGAAUGCUAAGUAAAUACAAUUGUUUUUUAUUAAAAAAAAAAAAAUAGGGGCGGCGCCUGUGGCUCAAAGGAGUAGGGCGCCAGGCCCCAUAUGCUGGAGGUGGUGGGUUCAAACCCAGCCCCAGCCAAAAACUGCAAAAAUAAAUAAAUAAGAAAAGAAUCACUUGAGCCCAAGGUUUUGAGGUUGCUGUGAGCUGUGAUGCCAUGACACUCUACCAAGGAUGACAAAGUGAGACGCUGUCUCAAAAAAAAAAAAAAAAAAAUUACAGGCUUGGUGCCUAUAGCACAGUGGUUAUGGUUCCUGCCACAUACACCCAGGCUGGUGGGUUCAAACCCAGCCUGGGCCAGCUUAACAAUGACAACUGCAACUACAACAAAAAAAAAUAGCUGGGUGUUGUGGCAGGCGCCUGUAGUCUCAGCUACUGGGAGGCUGAGGCAAGAGAAUAUUGCUUAAGCCCAAGAGGUUGAGGUUGCUGUAAGCUGUGACACUAUAGCACUCUACCGAGGGCAACGUAGGCUCUGUCUCAAAAAAUAUUACAAAGACUGCCUCCAGAUGACUUGCUUUUGGGGAAACUAACUGCUGUGUGAGCUGUCUGGAGAGAUUUGGGUAGCAAGGAACUGAGGGAAAUAAACAGCUAGUGAGGACAGGGUCUCAGUCUAGUUCCCACAAGGAACAGGAUCCUUCCAAUGGCUGGCUGAAUUUGGAAGUGGAUCCUCCCCCAUUCCAUCCUUCAGAUGAAACUGUAGCCCUGGCUGGGCUCAGUGGCUCAUGCCUGUAAUCCCAGCACUGUGGGAGGCUGAGGAGGGAGAAUUGCAUGAGCUCAGGAGUUUGAGACUCGCCUGAGCGAGAGUGAGACCCCAACUCAUGAAAAAAAUGGAAAAACCCAGCCGGCGCCUUAGCGAGCGCCUGUAAUCCCAUCGGCUUCCAGAGGCCGAGGCAGCCGGAUGCCCACAGCCCGAGUCUGAGGUUGCAGUGACCUACCACGCCCACUGCACUCUGCUCAGGGGCAUAGGGUGGGACUCUGUCUCAACAACAAAAAACAAAAAAAGCAAAGAAAUAAAAAAUAAGCAAUGAAAUAAAAUAAACAAACAAAAAAAAAGAAACUGUAGCCCUGGCUAACAGGUUGAUUGCAGCCUUACAGGAGGCCUAGCACUGGAGGCAUGCAGCUAAGCCAUCCAUAUUUCUGACACUGAAACAGUGAUAAGAAAUAUUGGUUUUAAGCUACUGUUGUUUUGGAGUAAUUAAUUACGCAGCAAUAGAUAAAUGCACUGGGCUUGGGGAAAUGAAGUCACUUCUACCAUUUCGUGGCUUCAUCAGUAAUAUGAAGGGCUGAUGAUUAAUUGCGUUCUCCUUUCUAAGUAUCCAGAUACUUCACACACUCAUAUACCUGGUCUUUGUUCAUGGUUGUCUUCCCUACCAGAGGCUGUUGGUGUCCUUUCCUUGAGCUAUAUAACUAAACUGGUCUAAUCUGUCCAAGUACAGAUUAAGCCAGUCAAAACCAGUCAUGAAUGGCUGGAACUAGUUUAAAUUGUCCACAACUGGCCAAAAUCAGUCCAAGCUGGUGUAAACUGGUCAAAUCCAGUUGAAAUUGGUUAGGACUGGCCGAAACCAGUUCUAACUGGUUUAAACCAGAUAUUUAGACAAAACCAGUCAUAACCAGUUGAGAUUGAUCCAAACUGAUCUAAAUUGUUUAAAUUGAGGUGAAACCAGCCAUGACUGGCCAAGACCAGUCAAAACUGGAUAUAUGGCUGAAACUAGUCUAAACUGAUGAAAACCAGUUAUUUAAAAGGUGAAAAUGGGAAAGUUCUGUCGGGAUAAAGUGGCUCAUGUCUGUAAUCCUAGCACUCUGGGAGGCCAAGGUGGGUGGAUCUCUUGAGCUCAGGGGUUAGGAGACCAGCCUGAGCAAGAGCCAGACCCCAUCUCCAGUACAAAAAAUAGAAAAAGAAAAUUGCUGGGCAUUGUGGCAAUGCCCAUAGUCCCAGCUACUUGGGAGGCUGAGGCAGGAUGAUCCAUUGAGCACAGGAGUUGUUUUUUUUUGAGGCAGAGUGUCACUAUGUCACCCUGGUAGAGUGCUGUGGUGUCAUAGCUCACAGCAACCUCAAACUCUUGGGGCUUAAGUGAUUCUCUUGCCUCAUCCUCCCAGUAGCUGGAGCUACAGGCGCCCGCCACAAUACCCAGCUAGUAUUUUUUUUUUUUUUUUGCAAUUUUGGCUGGGGCUGGGUUCAAACCCACCACCCUUGGUAUAUGGGGCUGGCACCCUACUCCUUGAGCCACAGGUGCUGCCCCCAGCCCAGCUAUUUUUUUGUUGUCAUUAUUGUUUAGCAGGCCCUGACUGGGUUUGAACCCACCAGCCCUGGUGCAUGUGGCCUGCACCCUAACCACUGAGCUACAGGCGCCAAGCCAUGAGCACAGGAGUUUGAGGUGGCAGCUAGGCUGAAGCCAUGUCAUUCUAGCCUGUGCGACUUGCACUAAAUGCCCUGUCAAUCUGCUGGAUAUAUUUAACCCUUACAAGAUCCCCAUGAAGUGAGGUAGCACAUGAUGUUUGUGGGCCUGGAAAAGACAAGUCUCAACCCCUCCACUUAACUGGCUGUGUAGCCUUAGAGGAGUUCGUAACUCUGUACAUUUCCACUGACACGUAAAAUGGGGUUAUAAAAGCCCCUCCAGAGGUGACACAGAGUGGCCAUGUGAGUUAAAGUAUACUUGGUGAAUGCUUUUUAACUUUUGGAGGUUAUUUUUAUUCUCAAUUUACAUAGAAAAGAAGGAAAGGCCCUGAGAAGAGAAAUAGCUUAGCCCAUGUCACUCAGUCAGGAAGUGGCUAGUGAGCAGGAAUAGUGAACAUGGUGGGACCUUGCCUAGCCCAAGGCCCCUCGUACAAUAUUCACUCAGUACUUUAGAGGUGAGGUUGCUCCUGGUAAUCAAUGGGCUGCCUUGUUCUGCCUCUCAGCACAGGACAUUCCAAGGUGGUUUUCUCUACAGGCUCCUUUGGUUCUGUCCUGGUAGGGGACAGUAGAGGAGCCUAGGUAUCUAAUCCGACUCAAGAGAAGAUGGAAUUGAAUAUCUCAAUGUAGGGGACUGGGCCUCUGAUUGUUAAGGGUGGGGGGGCUGUCACUUGGAGCAGUCUGGGCUGCUUGGGCCUUGUCUGGGCAUUUCCUUGGGCUGGCAGCCCACACCCUGUCCUUGGAAUGGUUCUGGCUGGGUAGCAGCCUCCAGGUGGACAAAAUUUGGGACUGGUUUAGGGCGGAGACAGAGCUGAGAACACAAGUUUCCUUGUGCUCCAGAGGGGGGUGAGGGCAGAAGGAAAUUGGAGUCUCCAUUCUCCCCCUGGUCACUCUCUUGCUCACAGUCCAUGAUGGCUUGGUCCCCAGUGUUCCUUGGUGUCAUUGUCUUGCUGUCUGCCUUCCCAGAGCCUUGUGAUGGGGGCCACCCCAUGCCCAAGCUGGCUGACCGGAAGCUGUGUGCUGAUGAGGAAUGCAGCCACCCCAUCUCCAUGGCUGUGGCCCUUCAGGACUACGUGGCCCCUGACUGCCGUUUCCUGACCAUACACAGGGGCCAAGUUGUGUAUGUCUUCUCCAAGCUGAAGGGCCGUGGGCGACUCUUCUGGGGAGGCAGUGUUCAGGGCGAUUACUAUGGCGAUUUCGCUGCUCGCCUGGGCUAUUUCCCCAGUAGCAUUGUCCGAGAGGACCAGACCUUAAAACCUGGCAAGAUCGAUAUGAAGACAGAUAAAUGGGAUUUCUACUGCCAGUGAGCUUAGCUUACCGCUGUCCCUGCCGAUUUUCCUCCCGGACUUCAUGCAAAUACAUCAACUAAGUGCAAA